Messenger RNA from Rangifer tarandus platyrhynchus (Svalbard reindeer), 531 nucleotides. The record is from the annotation of a GenBank genome assembly. Lineage: Eukaryota; Metazoa; Chordata; Mammalia; Artiodactyla; Cervidae.
AUGGGAGGGGUGUGUAGGCAGCGGCUCAAGUUUAAGGACACAAGAGGCUGCCAGGAGCUCAGGAAAGCUCUGAGGCCUGGAGCAAACCUGGAGGCCAAGCUGCCCGCAGAUGUGAUAAGCACAAAUCCGGCCGUGGCCUGGAAGUGGCCUACUGCGCCGAGCCUGCGCAUGGCCCUCGGGCUUCCUCCAGGGAUGCUGCUGGGAGUGAAAGCUCUGGCCCUUCUGCUGAGGGACCCAGCUCUGACUCACUUUUCCAGAGAGACCCCCACCAAGCUUGUCAUCUGGUCAGCUUCUUGGAGCAUCCGGCCCCUGAAGACCGCAGGGCAGGUCUUGGCCAUUAUAGCCCCUGUCAGGGCAGAAGGCCAAGCUUUGGGUUCCGGGCUGCUGGCAUCCGGGAAGUGCUCCUGUCUGCCCGCAUCCUCCAGCCUCGGGGAUGGGGAGGCCUCGGGCUCCUUUCCCCGACCGGCAGACGUGCCUCCGGACAGUGGGGAGUGCCCCUGGGCCCAGGCCCUGCUGCCUCUGCUGGCCUAA